Pangasianodon hypophthalmus (striped catfish) is the source of this 2014-nucleotide messenger RNA. RefSeq names its product phospholipid phosphatase related 2b (gene plppr2b). Gene Ontology annotation, molecular function: phosphatidate phosphatase activity. Bases 581 to 1582 code for a protein of 333 amino acids. The transcript is spliced from 8 exons. NCBI's taxonomy places the organism in Eukaryota, Metazoa, Chordata, Actinopteri, Siluriformes, Pangasiidae. The record is from RefSeq and is a predicted model, not a curated record. Gene Ontology annotation, biological process: phospholipid metabolic process; phospholipid dephosphorylation; signal transduction.
AGAAACAUGCAGCGGUUUCAUUACACUCCUCCGCUCUCAUUUCUUUUUUUAACUCCUCAUUUGUGCGUUCACUUGUUUGAUAUGUCUAUGUUUAUCACACACACACAGACACACACACAGACACAGACACAGACACACACACACACACACACACACACUUGCACUCACAGUCUCCCUAAUUGAGGACAGACAUUUCAGUGCUGCUGAAGAUCGUGUGUGUGUGUGUGUGUGUGUAUAGCUCUCAGCUGGGCAGAGAGAGAGGGAGAGAGAGAGAGAGAUAGAGAGAGAGAGAGAGAGAGAGAGAGAGAGAGAGGCAAACAGAAAAAGAGAGAGAGAGGCAAACAGAAAGAGAGACAGAGAGAGAGAGAGAGAGAGAGGCAAACAGAAAGAGAGAGAGAGAGAGAGAGAGAGAGAGGCAAACAGAAAGAGAGAGAGAGAGAGAGAGAGAGAGGCAAACAGAAAGAGAGAGAGAGAGAGAGAGAGAGAGGUGUGUGGUGUGUUUUAGUGGAGAUGCAGCUCGACUCUCAUCAGUGAUACUGAGUGUGUGCAGUGUGUGUGAACUUCCUGAAAAAGUAGAAGGAUGGACAGAAGGGUGACUGGAGGAAGAGGAGGGCUGAAGAAGAGCACACACAUCAUCCCCUGCUUCUUGUUUGUGGAGCUGGUCAUCAUGUCGGCCGUGGUGUUGUUGGCGUAUUAUUUUGAGUACACGGACACGUUCCCUGUCCACCUGCGAGGCUUCUUCUGCUUCGACCGGACCUUCUCUCGCCCGUACCCUGGACCCGAGGAGUCCAGUCGAGCUCCGCCCGCACUCGUCUACUCGCUCGUCACCGCCAUUCCCACUGUCACAAUCCUGAUCGGUGAGUUGGCAGCGUUUUUCUCGAAGCCUGAGUUUCCUCAGGAGAAAACAAUCGUCACUGCAGACUGCUGUUAUUUCAGCCCCAUGCUGCGCCGCAUCGUCCGAUUCCUGGGCAUUUACUCCUUUGGCCUUUUCGUCACCACUAUCUUCGCCAACGCGGGUCAGGUGGUGACAGGAAGUCAGACACCUCACUUCCUGUCCGUGUGUCGUCCAAACUACACAGCGCUGGGCUGCCGGUCUCCGAUGCAGUACAUCAGUGAGAAGAGGGCGUGUCGGGGGAAUCCCUCCAUCAUCACCUCCGCCCGCAAGUCCUUCCCUUCUAAAGACACUGCGCUGAGCACCUACUGUGCCGUGUACACCGCUAUGUACAUCACCUUGGCAUGUAAGACUAAAGGUACGCGUUUAGCCACACCCACUCUGAGCCUCGCUGUCAUCUCACUGGCUGUCAUGGUGGGCGUGGUCAGAGUGGCAGAGUACCGGAACCACUGGUCUGAUGUUCUGGCAGGUUUCGUCACAGGAGGCGCUAUUGCAUCGUUUCUGGUGACGUGUGUGAUUAAUAAUUUCCAACAGAAGUUGCCCCCUGCACCUCUACCCGUUCUACCCCCUCCACCUCCACCUCCACCUCCACCUGAACUGCCCCCCAUCACCAUGCCCAGUGUAGAGAGUCCACUCGAAAAGUUAAGUGACCUUCAGGUUUCAAGCGCUUCGUUCUCAGGUGUCACAUGAUGAUCAGCGUUAUUUACUCUCCGCCCCUCCUGAUGUUCUCGUCCAAUCCCGUCGCCCCCUUACAAGUGCAGUGUAAACCUCCACCCACCUAUGACUCUGCCUGUACAAAGCCCCGCCCAAGCCCCGCCUCCCCAUAUCAUAUCAUAUACAUGCAUAUCAUUAGUGAUUACAGCAUGACUCCCCUUUAAAAUCAGACAAUCAAUAGCGCACUUUAGCUCACUGAGUCUCACAGAGUGGACACACUAGUGCACUAAAAGUGACCUAGUGCACUACGGAGUACAAGAUUUGAGACGGGCCCUUAAUCUGAAAUCAUACAGCCAAGUGUUAGGAUUAGAAAUAAGUAUUUACACUUAUAAACUGCUUCACUCCUUAAUAUGAUGAUAAAGUGGACUCAACCAAGGGGAAGUGGGCAAGGGGAAGGGGACAAGGGGA